CGAACGUCAGAAUAUUUUCUGUAUCAGCUUUUCAAUCGUGUCGAUCCGACGGUUUCUCUGCCGGACGAUUGAAUCGAGUUGUGCAAAGUUGUUUCUCCCUUGAAAUAGCUCAAAAAUAAAGCUAUAAAAUGCGAAUCUUAGUUAAAAUUGCUAUUCUAAUAGCGAUAUCGUUGUGCCUAUUUCAACAUGUACAAAGUCAGGCAAAAGGCAGAGGCUCUCAAACGCUCUCAGAGAAAGUCCAACAGCUAUUGGACAUGAACGCCAAAAGACCUGUGAUGCGCUUCAACGGGAACCGUUAUCGGGAUUUUAUAAAAUCUGUUCCUCGCAACUAUUCGGUUGUUGUCAUGUUCACAGCAAUGGCUCCGGCUAGACAGUGUGUAAUUUGCCGACACGCACACGAUGAAUACACGAUAGUAGCAAAUUCCUACCGAUACUCCCAGACGUACUCGAAUAAGCUGUUCUUCGCGAUGGUUGAUUUUGAUGAAGGCUCGGAUGUUUUCCAAAUGCUCCGUCUCAAUACGGCUCCCGUUUUUAUUCACUUCCCACCGAAAGGAAAGCCGAAAGCGGCAGACACUAUGGAUAUCCAACGGGUCGGUGUCUCGGCUGAAGUGAUUGGCAAGUGGAUCCAGGAACGUACCGACAUUCAAAUCAGAAUCUUCAGACCCCCGAACUACUCGGCCACUGUCGCCGUUCUUAUGCUGACUGCGUUCGUCGGUGGGUUCUUGUACCUGCGGCGGAACAAUCUAGAUUUCUUGUAUAACAAACAGAUGUGGGGCUUUUUGGCUGUUAUGUUCUGCUUCGCAAUGGUCUCCGGUCAAAUGUGGAACCAUAUUCGAAGCCCACCAUUCGUUCAUAAGAGCCAGAACGGAGGGAUAGCAUAUAUCCACGGCUCGUCUCAGGGACAGCUGGUGAUCGAGACUUACAUUAUCAUGUUCUUGAAUGCCAUGAUUGUUGUUGGCAUCAUUCUGCUCACAGAGUCAGGGUGGCAAACGGAAGCACGCAAAGGUAAAAUCACCGCUGUUGUGGGCUUGGUACUGGUCGCUGUAUUUUUCUCAUUCAUCCUUUCGAUUUUCCGUUCGAAGGCACAAGGAUAUCCUUACAGCUUUUUAUUCAAAUAAAUUUGGAGUUCCACUUCUGUUGUUUUGGGGUGCAAUCCAGACGUUGAAAAAUUGGUGGCUAUUUAGUUGGAUUGCUAUACAGUGCGCAACACCAAUAAUUUGACUGGAACCAUGCUGUGUGUGGAAAUAGUUUGAGAGCAAACGUGUAUUGUUCGGCUAAACGAAACCAGAUCGAGUUUAUAGUGAGAAUAAAAUAGUGCGAAGGUUAUUGCGUGCUUAAACAACAUCAACAAUUUAAUUGUUUAUUUAACAUGAACAUAUUUUCAACUGUGAUAAAUUGAGAAAAGAUCUGAUUUUUGUUUUUGUUUCGCUCAAGUUGUUCUGUUACUUCAAUGCAACUGUGAAGCUACAUUUCGCUAUGAAGUGAUAUUUGUGGUGAAAAACUACGCUACAAAUUCUACAAAAAAAAAACAGGUUAAAAUUUAUCUUUGUUUGAAUUCAUCUCUGUUUCAAUCGCGGCAUAUAAUUAGGAUUUGAUCACCACAUGGGCAGAAAAAGUACUAUAUCCAUUACCUGUUCAAUAAAAAAUUGUGUGUUUUUCCUAUCGUU
Molecule: messenger RNA, 1667 nt
Organism: Toxorhynchites rutilus septentrionalis
Lineage: Eukaryota; Metazoa; Arthropoda; Insecta; Diptera; Culicidae
Gene: Ostgamma
Product: tumor suppressor candidate 3
Exons: 4
Coding region: 129-1118 (329 amino acids)
Cellular component (GO): oligosaccharyltransferase complex
Source: RefSeq, a predicted model, not a curated record